AUUUGCGGCGGCGGCGGCGGCGGCUGGUCGUUCCCCGCUGUGCUUGGGUGGAGGCGCCGCGGCCAGGGAGGAAAGAUGUGCGAGCCCAGCAAGCACGACAUCGUCACUAUCUUCAGGCGGCUCCGCGCCGUUCAGACGAACAAGAUGUGUUUUGACUGCGGAGCAAAAAACCCAAGCUGGGCAAGCAUAACAUAUGGUGUUUUCCUGUGUAUUGACUGCUCAGGGACUCACAGAUCCCUUGGGGUUCACUUGAGUUUCAUUCGGUCUACAGAAUUAGAUUCUAACUGGUCAUGGUUUCAACUGAGGUGUAUGCAAGUUGGAGGAAACGCUAAUGCUUCUGCAUUUUUUCAUCAAUACGGUUGCACUACAAAUGACACCAAUGCGAAGUACAGCAGUCGGGCUUCUCAGCUUUACAGGGAAAAGAUUAAAUCUCUUGCAACUCAGGCAACACGGAAGUAUGGUACUGAUUUGUGGAUAGAUGGCUGUGGAGCCCCUCCUCUAUCACCUCAAGAAAAAGAGGAAGACUUCUUUGCAUCACACGUUUCUCCUCGGGUUGUUAACGCAGAGUGGGAGACAGCACACCACGACACAAUUAAUCUAAAACAGACUUCUUCCGAAAAUGAUUCAGAAAGCAAAGAAGAAGAACCUGAACAUGGACCAAGUGUUGAUUGCCUUAGUGUGUCACCACAAGCUUCGUUAGCCAACACGGAGAAUGUAAAUGCUUCAGGCACCACACCUAGCAAAGAGCUCAGCUCCAUGAUCAAGAAGAAGCCGAAUCAAGUAAAAAAGGGGCUUGGAGCCAAAAAAGGUGGCUUGGGGGCCCAGAAAAUGAGCAGCAAGAGUUUUAAUGAGAUUGAAAAACAAGCACAAGCAGUCGAUAAAAUGAAGGAAGAUAAACAUGCCAGCAGAAGAACGGAGAAAGAAGAGCCGCUGGUGUCAUCUUUGCGGCUGGCCUACAAAGACCUUGAAAUUCAGAUGAAAGAAGAAAAAUUAAAUAUGGCUGGCAAAAAGAAAACAGAGGUAGACAGACUUGGUAUGGGAUUCAGUAGCAAUAGAAGUGCCAUUUCCCAUUCAGUAACUUCAGAUAUGCAAAUCAUAGAACAAGAAACGCCUACAACUGCAAAACCAAGGAAAAAGUACAAUGAUGAUGAAGACUCAUAUUUUUCUUCCCCCAGUUCAAGGUACUUUGAUUCACCAGAGUUGAGAAGUAGCACUUUUCCUAAAUGGGAUGACAAUUCCGAAUCCUUCUGGAAGAAAGAGAGCAGCAACAGAGAUAUAGAUAUGAUUCUAUCUUCAAAAACUAUGGGUUAUUCAGAAAGGCCUUCCUCUCGUCGUAAACCUGAGUAUGAGCCUUCUGCAAGUACAGACGAGGCACAAAAGAAAUUUGGCAAUGUUAAAGCCAUUUCCUCAGAUAUGUACUUUGGAAAGCAAGAACACGCUGAAUAUGAAGCUAGAGUUCGGUUAGAGAGACUUUCUGGAAACUCUGCUAUAAGUUCAGCCGAUUUGUUUGAAGAUCAGAAGAAACAGCCAUCAGGAAGCUACAAUAUUUCAAACGUCUUGCCCACUGCUCCAGAUAUGGCUCAGUUUAAGCAAGGAGUAAGGUCGGUCGCUGGAAGGCUUUCUGUCCUGGCAAAUGGAGUUAUGACCUCUAUUCAGGAUCGGUAUGGUUCCUAACCAUUUGUAUUCAGCUGAUUGGAUACACAAAAGAGCUUUUAAAAAAAUAUACUUCUGCCAGUGAUCGUACUGCAUAUCUUACAAGAAGGCUGCCUUAACGCUGAUCUACCCACCUCUGUGUUUUUACCAUGUGUUCUUUCUGCCUCCGAGAAGCUUUCAUUUAAUGUAGCAGCUUAUCACUUCUGCUUUUAUUCUGUUAGUGUUGUUCUACUGUUCAUGUCUUUAUUAUGCUAUGAAUAGUGUCUCACCAUUGCUACACCAAUCUGGUUCUGAGGCCGGACAAGGAAUGCUGUAAUGCGUUACACAAAACAGUUAUAGGCUACCUAUGAAUUGCUUUUCAUGAGCUUUAGUUGUUAUUUAGAGACCUGGUUUGCACAACCACUGCAGACCCUGGUGGGUUGUUACACAUGUGGGCACGUGCUAGGCAAAUUCUGAAUAUUCAAGCUGCAACCACGGCUUUUCAUGUUGUCCAAACCCAGCAGUGGUGGGUAGUGUGAGUUUUAAAUAACCCUUGCAUAACCCAUGAUCUGUUUUAGGGUUAUGUGAGGAUUGUUUAACCCUCCCACAACCCACUCCCACUGGUUUUGAACAACACAACAAGCAGUGAUCACAGCUUGAAUAUUCAAAGUGUCUAUCCAUAUAUGCCACACACACUCAGCUGUUUGAUUGUGAAAGCCAGCCUGUAGAGAAGUCGGUGAUAACCUCAAAUUAUAGGAGGACUGCCCAUAAAUCACUCUUUCACUACCCCCUAAACACAUAGUGAGUCUUGGAGUAGCCACUGAUUUUGUGCCAUUCCUACUCACUAAGUUUAGAGAGUGGGAUCUGGACAGAGCAAUACCUUAGGUAAUCAAAUGUGAGAUUUCCUCUACUAAAAUAUUUAAUCCAUUAGAGAGAUUGCAAUGUAAAUUUAAGGGAGUCCACACAUUCAGGUAACUAAGGGAUCCUUCCAUUUUGAACAUUAUCUUCUAGGGCUGAAGAUUGGGGAAAGGUCCAAGCCCAAAUAACGCUCCUAAAGUUGCUGCAUAUAAAUGAGAUCAGGGGGACAUCCAAACAGGCCCACAGAAGGGAUUUGACCCAGAGUUGAUUUCAGUGGGCUUAAGUAACUGUGUUGUAACCAGGAUGUCUUGAUAGUUUAAGAAAAUACUGAUGAAUCUGUACAUGACAGGAAAUGGUAGUUAGUGUUUAGUAUGAAAGUGGAAAAAGUCUUUUAAGCAUUGGUCUUUCAUGUAAGCAAUUUUUUUCCUAAAAGAAAUGGGAGAAAUUUGUUGUAUGUUUAAAAGAUGUCAUUUUUGUCAACAUUUUAUUUAUUCAUAACAUUUAAAUUUUAUUUUGAAUUGCAAUUUAGAUUCCUUACAUGCUUUAAAACAAUCAAUAUGGUGUAUAAAAUGAAGAAUAAAGUAUAUAUAGAGAGAUGGGGUAGGAGCGAAAGAUGGAAUUUACAAAUAAAAAUUGCAAGGCCAAACUAAUCUAAUAGAACGUUUAAAUAAUAAUUCUAGUACGAACUGGUGGAUUUAAAAUCAAAAUAGAGAAUAUAUGUAUAAAAGUAUUUAGUGUGGCUGUGUUUUAGACAGCCUAGAAUCAUAAUUAUUAAAACUGAAUUUAAAAAAAUGCCAGAAAUGCUUCAUUUUAUCAGUUUUGUAUCUGUCUUGAACAGCUGCCAUUUCAACUUAAUAAAAUUUGAAAUAACUUGCA
Molecule: messenger RNA, 3366 nt
Organism: Elgaria multicarinata webbii
Lineage: Eukaryota; Metazoa; Chordata; Lepidosauria; Squamata; Anguidae
Gene: ARFGAP3
Product: ADP ribosylation factor GTPase activating protein 3
Exons: 17
Coding region: 76-1674 (532 amino acids)
Biological process (GO): COPI coating of Golgi vesicle
Molecular function (GO): GTPase activator activity
Source: RefSeq, a predicted model, not a curated record